GCGCAUCGUCCCGUCACGAUGACGCAAUCGUCUGCCGCCAGAUUGGACACGCGUGGUCCCUCAAAGUGAUCACGUGACACGGAUGCGUUCCACCCAGACGAACUUCAGGCGGCGUGGGAGGGGGGUUUGUUAACAUCACCCGGUGUUUGUUUGUUUGUUUUGUUGGUUGUUGUUGUCGUGCUGCACUCCGUGGGUGCGCACCGCCCGUGGGAUGGACCGCCCCGCAGCCUGACACGUGACCCGGGGUGCAAGAUGAUGUCGCUCAUAGACCUGGACGAUGAGCAGCGGUGGGUGCCCACGCACGUCAAUGUCACGGUGCUGCGGGCGAGGGGCCUGCGGACCCGCAGCAAGCACGGCAGCCGCUACCUGUACGCGGUGGUCCAGGUGGGCAAGGACAAGCACACCACGGGCCUGGUGGACAAGGCCGAGGUGCCCGAGUGGGCCGAGGAGUGCUGCUUCGAGCUCCUCCCGGGCAUCCUGGAGGACGAGGCGGAGGGCGGGUGCGGCCGCGGCGCCUACCCGCCCGGCGGCGCCGACCUGGUCCUCACCGUCAUGCACCGGGUCCUGAUCGGACUGGACGUCUUCCUGGGUCAGACCGUCAUCCCGCUGGAUCGCAUGUUCCGGGACGGGACGUGUCCGAGGGACCGGUGGUUCAAGCUCCACUCGAAAGCCGGGCGAAAGGAAAAGGAACGCGGCGAACUGCAGCUGACGGUCCAGUUCACCCGCAACAACAUGACCGCCAGCAUGUUCGACCUGACCGCCAAGGACGAGCGCCGCUCCGCUUUCGGCAAGCUGAAGGACCGCGUCACGGGGAGGAAGCGGCCGGAUGUGGAGUCUUCCUCGGCCAUCGUGCCGGGCCGCUACGCCGCCCUCUCGGCGUCCACGGGUCCGCAGGCCCCCGGGGACGACGGCGGCGGCGCGGCUCCGAAGCAACAGAACGCGGAUAUAACUGAGGACAAAAGAAGCAAGAUGAAAGAUUUCUUCAAAGGGAAGCUGAGGAAGUCAUCCGACACCAGGUCGUGUUCUUCCUUGGCCUCGGACAGCAGCGCCUCUUCCGUGGCCAGCGACGCCCUCGGCCCUCCGCCCGUCUUAGGCCUGCUCUCAGACCUCCCCAGCUCGCCCAUCUACAGUACCGUAACAAGAGUGGACGCACACUACGGAGAACGAGAUCUGACGAAAACAGUGCUCACCUCCCAGCAUGCCACAAAGGUUCUGACCCACAAGAGAGCCUUCAGCGAUGAAGCUAGCAAGAUCACAACAUCUGCCCCAAAGACAAACCCCACCGUGGAGUCCCUCAAAGGCCAAAGUAUGACCCAGUCCAAGUCUUCCUUGUGUAUAAAUGGCAGCCAUGUGUACGACUCGGAGCCGUCGACUUUGAAAAGUUUCGGGGCCCUGCCGUCCAAGUUGGUCUUGUCAGAAAAAAGCUCCCCACUGUCCCGUUCCCUACAGAACCUCACCAAGCGGAGCGAUGACAAAGGUUUCUUUAGCGAAGGUAGACGAUGGUCAUUUGACAAGAUGAAGAAAGAGGUAAAGGAGGAAGAACAGGAGGUUUGGCCAGCUGGGAUAGAAGAUCGUCCUGAGCAGGCAGCAGCACCAAUCCUCCCCUGUGCUGCAGAUUCUUCCGACAAAGGUUGGAAGCUAAGAAAAACGUUAUUUUCCGGUGGUAGGAGCGAUUCUCUCCCUGCAAAAGCGAAUGGAAAUCAGGCAGGAUCCACCUCCGAAGGGAGGCUCAGAGGCUGGUUCGGCUCCUCGGAAUCCCAGAACAAGCCAAGGCUGGAAGUUUCUCCCAAGGUAGAAAACACCUCAGCUAUAUCCCUUCCCAUCCUGCCUCAUUCCUCACCCUCUAACUACCACACUGGGGGCCACUGCUCGCCUGUUAAUCAGAGUCACACCCAUCCCAUGACCCCUCCAUCGACUCCCAUUUCCCCUUCCAACCCUUUCUUUGAGGAGAUGCAAAGGUCCCCACCUUUUGCACAUACCUCGUCACCCUUUCUUCCCACCUCUCAACCCUCUGGCCACCACACCCCAAGUCCCAUUCAAGGUUCUAGCAGCAUGGCCUCCAUCAAACGGGAACGUCCCAGGCCCGUUGCAAGACAAAUAUCAUUGCCCGAGUUUUUAUCCAGAUCGGCAACACCAAAGUCCUCCACGUCUGAGAGCGCACAGGAAUGGGAGGACUCGUUUGACACAUUUGCCUCAGGCAGGCUAAACUCCCCGAAAAGCAAUCCCCCUCUGACGCAAGAGAGGACCACUCCAGCAUCCAGUCCGACUUGGGCAGCAAACAGCAAUCACUCACAAGAGCGGCAAAUUCACCUAGAGGAACCGCCGCCGUUACCACCAAGGAGACCGGUAAGAACUCUGAUGAAUGAGGUAUACUCUGAUGGCUGGCUCCACAGAGGCCAAGAGUUAGCAGUCCACAAAGAAGCCCGCUUGCUCUCCCAGACUGGAGUGGCGUCACUGCAACACGGGAAAGAGGCAGAGUACAAGACACUUGAAUUGAGUGUUUCACCUGACAGCGAGACUUCAUCUUUCCUCAAAGUUAACUCUCAACCUUGCAUGAUUCCUUCACCAAAAUUCACAUCCGAAGAAACGCUACAGAAGUCCAAGUACGAACCUCUGGAAGACAACAGUGACUUCUGGGGGGGCAUGCUGUUUGAGCAAGACUUAUACAGGCGAGCUUGCCAGGGAAGGGUUGCACAGCCCACUUUCCCAGCGUGUAACAACACAGGGCUUAGGAAUCUUGUCGAUUGUGAGACAUCUGAAGCUCACCUUUUGAGGAAGUCGUCUGAUUCUCCCCCAACGUCGGAUUCAAAGACUGGUAGGGCUCUGCCGUUGAUUGAGCCUACAGAGUCUUCCAUUAUGAGUCAAACUGCAUGCAUGAACAAUAAUACGACUUUUUCACCAAACUUAGGAGAUCUGAACAUGAAUGCGCGCAAUUAUGACAUCUGCUUUAUUGAUUCAGACGGCUCUUCUCAGUCAGAGGAAGUUGAUCUAGUCAAACGCCCAGCUGUGGUAAGUAGGACUGGUCCACAAAAUUCCCCAAUUGUACUUUACCACAAGACCACACUGGGGGAUGCAUUCACAUCAAAAGACACAGGCAUACUCGAGAGGGAGUCAUGCUUAGAAAUAGCCACACAGUGUAACAAAACCUGCAAAGUCACUCCAGUUUGCCAGGAAUUUCCAGAUGAGACAAAUAAUGCUGAAUCCCAGAAGCAUCUGAUAACACAUGAACUUGAUUUUGGAAUUAAUUCCAGUGACGACAGAACUGAGGAGACCAAAAAUGACUGCGACGACAACGGAAACCCUGCGGCUGAGACGGCAUUGUGUCCUCGGGUGGUUAGUGCGCGUGUUAGACCUAAAGGAAUGUCAAGAGUCAGCAGCAGAACUGAUCUUGGUCCAUUUUCUUUGCUCGUUAAGGAAGGUCCGGCUUCCUAUCAACCCAUUAAAUCAUCUCUAUCCUCCAAUGAGGAAUUGGAUAGCUUGAAUAAAACCCCAGAAAUACAUUCAAACAGCAAUCUUUUAAUGGGAGACUUUGAGACAGGAAAACCCUCUGAGACAACAUUUCAAAUCCUUCAUGCCAAAGUAGCCCCUCAAUUGAAAAGCCCUCCAGAAACUGGGAAGUGUUCUUCGCCCACCUCAUUGGCUUAUCCACCUGUUAACCUCCCCCCGUCCCCUGCCUGUUGCCCCUCCAUACAUCCCUCAGGCAGGUCUCUGACUGUGAGCCCCUACACAUCCUCCACUAUCGAGCAGCCUCAGGCCGAUGCACGGCACUCACUUUUGCCUGAGGAGACUCAGCCAGCUUGCAACCUGCCCCUGCACCAGGAGAGCAGAUCCCAGCCAGUGAAGCCUUUGAAUCAGUCAGAGAAGAAGGAGAGCCGUUCGGUUCUGGAUAAACUCAAAUCCACCAUCAGCCCGGGACGCGCUGCCCAGCAGGCGGCGACUGAGCAGGAGAAAAUGGAGGAGCCGGCGGAGGACCGACGGGCCUUGUACCAGCACCUGACCAACAUGGAGCUCAUCUCCUUGCUGCUGCAGCAGGACAAGGACAUGCGCGAGCAGCGGGCGGCGUCCGAUCUUCAGCGCAGCCGGCUGGAGAAGUGCGAGGGCGAGCUGAAGAAGGUCAAGGCACAAGUCCGCGACCUGGAGGACUACAUCGACAACCUGCUGCUGCGCAUCAUCGAGCAGACGCCGACGCUCCUGCAGGUGCGCUCCAGACACAAGUGAGAGCGGCGCCACUUCCGCCGCGUCCCCUCUUGUGUGGAAGUAGUCUUUAAAGACCGUCGGCCACAGACGACCGAUACGGCCCUGUUCGGACAUCCUCACACCAACAUGCAUGCAGCUAAUACUAGUUUGACGCAGAGAAAUAACCAUCAAAGCUUCAAUUAAAGGGGAACAUUAUCACAAUUUCAGAAGGGUUAAAACCAAUAAAAAUCAGUUCCCAGUGGCUUAUUUUAUUUUUCGAAGUUUUUUUCAAAAUUUUACCCGUCCCGGAAUAUCCCGAAAAAAGACUUUAAAGUGCCUGAUUUUCGCUAUCUGCGAAGCCACUGUCCAUUUUCCUGUGACGUCAUCCAGUGAUUCCAAUACAAACAAACAUGGCGGAUACCACAACAAAAUAUAGCGACAUUAGGACUCGGAUUUCAGCGGUUUAAGCGAUUCAACAGAUUACGCAUGUAUUGAAACGAAUGGUUGGAGUAUGGAGGCAGAUAGCGAAAACGAAAUUGAAGAAGAAACUGAAGCUAUUGAGCGAAUAGCUAUUGAGGCUAUUCAGCCAUGUUUGCCUUAGCAUCACCGGUAAAAUGUGCAGACCAAACGAUCAGAAGUUACGCAUCUAUUGACACUGGAUCAACUUAAAUCUGUCGAUUGGUAAGUGUUUUUUUGGCAUUAAAUGUGGGCGGAAGGAAACGAUGGAUGCAAAUACAACUACAAAUGUACAUACAGCUAGCCUAAAUAGCAGGUUUUUUGAUUGGUUGAUUGAUACUUUUAUUAGUAGAUUGCACAGUUCAGUACAUAUUCCGUACAAUUGACCACUAAAUGGUAACACCCGAAUAAGUUUUUCAACUUGUUCAAGUCGGGGUCCACGUUAAUCAAUUCAUGGUACAAAUAUAUACUAUCAACAUAAUACAGUCAUCACACAGGUUAAUCAUCAUAGUAUGUACAUUGAAUUAUUUACAUUAUUUACAAUCCGGAGGGUGGGAUGAGGAGCUUUGGUUGAUAUCAGUACUUCAGUCAUCAACAAUUGCAUCAACAGAGAAAUGUGGACAUUGAAACAGUGUAGGUCUUAUUUAGUAGGAUAUGUACAGCCAGCAGAGAACAUAGUGAGUUCACAUAGCAUAAGAACAAGUAUAUACAUUAGAAGUACAUUUGAGUUGUUUAUAAUCCGGGGAGAUGGGAUGUGAAUGUUAGCAUCGAUUAGCUUGCAGUCAUGCCGCGACCAAAUAUGUCUGAUUAGCACAUAAGUCAAUAACAUCAACAAAACUCACCUUUGUGAUUUCUUUGACUUUAUCGUUGGAAAUGCAUCUGCUUUGAGUGUCGCAGGGUAUCCAUUCAUCAGUGUGCCAUGUUUGUCGUAGCAUCGCCGGUAAAAUGUGCGGACCAAAAGAGGGACUUUCGCAUCUCUUGACACUGGAGCAACAUAAAUCCGUCGAUUGGUAAGUGUUUGUUUGGCAUUAAAUGUGGGUGGAGGGAAAGGCUGGAUGCAAAUAUAGCUACAAAUGAGGCAUAACAAUGCAAUAUGUACAUACAGCUAGCCUAAAUAGCAUGUUAGCAUCGAUUAGCACGACGUGCUAAUCGAUGCACAUUCUACGUAAAUCAACUGAUCGUGUUGUUACACCCUCCGACAACACACCGACGAGGCAUAAUGUCUCAAAGGUACCGGAAAUCAGUCGAAAAAACGGAAAAUAACAGAGCUGAUUUGACUUGCUGCAUGUAAUGUGGUGGAGAAAAUGCCGUUGACUACCUAGGUGACGUCACGUUUUGACGUCAUCGCUCCGAGAGCAAAUAAUAGAAAGGCGUUUAAUUCGCCAAAAUUCACCCAUUUAGAGUUCGGAAAUCGGUUAAAAAAAAAAAAAGGUCUUUUUUCUGCAACAUCAAGGUAUAUAUUGACGCUUACAUAGGUCUGGUGAUAAUGUUCCCCUUUAAGCAGAUGCUCAUCAUGCUUACUAGAAAAAGUCGUGGUAGUAAUAAAUUCCUAUGCAUAUACAAUAUUAUUUAAUCAUCACUAUCAGAAUACAUGCAAAUACUGACAGGCUAGCAAAAAAACUGUCUUACUAGUGCAUACAUUAUAUAUUUUUUUCUAAAUUAUUUGCACUUUCCGAACAGUUUUGGGUUACUCAGCUGCUGGUUCUGGUCGCAGGCUAAACCCACCAAAAUGUAUUGCUACACAGUAUUUUUUUUUACACUACUGUAGUUGAGUGCAGUUUGAGUUUAUUUGGAACAUGCAUACAUACAAUACAUCGCAAUUUCCAGUUUCUCUAUUCAACAUAUUCGAAAAGGAGUAGGAAGAAGCAGAGCUUAUUUAAUCCUACCCCUUUUCCUUUGCAUAGCAGUUGUUCACUUCCUGUUCCCAAUGUAUUCAUAAUGCACUCCAUAAGUAAAAACAAUAAAAAAUGAAUAAAUAAUAAUAAGUGAAGUUA
This is a messenger RNA of Nerophis ophidion (straightnose pipefish), 6626 nucleotides long. RefSeq names its product RAB11 family interacting protein 5b (class I) (gene rab11fip5b). Gene Ontology annotation, biological process: regulated exocytosis. The transcript has 6 exons. The record is from RefSeq and is a predicted model, not a curated record. The coding region runs from base 253 to 4218 and encodes 1321 amino acids. Gene Ontology annotation, cellular component: early endosome; secretory granule; mitochondrion. NCBI's taxonomy places the organism in Eukaryota, Metazoa, Chordata, Actinopteri, Syngnathiformes, Syngnathidae. Gene Ontology annotation, molecular function: small GTPase binding.